Molecule: messenger RNA, 1071 nt
Organism: Paramecium sonneborni
Lineage: Eukaryota; Ciliophora; Oligohymenophorea; Peniculida; Parameciidae
Source: the annotation of a GenBank genome assembly
AUUUUUAAUUAUAGAUAUGGCCUAGCAUGUAUAGGAGAGUGAACUAUUAACAGCAAAACCUAGGAUUCAUAAUGGAUAGGAAAUGGUUAUUUAAGGUUUAGGUGUACAUGAACAAAGUGAUUCUAGCUUUUCAUCCCAACAUUUAUGUUCUGUAAAUAAAUCAGACUUAACUUGAUUAGAGCUAAUAGAGUAGUCACAGGAACAUCAAUCUUAGUUAGAGUUCAUUUAAGAAGAUCAGUAAGAGUAGUUCAGAUCUUUAGAACUUCUAAAAUAAACAUGCCCACAUUUGUGCCCAUUAUAAUUUUAUUGGUAGAUGUCCAUUGGAACAUUGCAAGUAUGUUUAUUAUAUUAACUUUUUAAGAAAAAGACAUAUUUUUAUAUCUGAGGAUGAUGGAUUAAGUGAACUAAUAUCAGAUAAUAUAGACUUAAUUGAUAAUCUCACAAAUAGUGGAAACAAACUUAAGUUGCCAUAAUCUAUCUAUGGAACAUAGUUAUCUAAAUAUAGAAAAUGUAAAUCUAAUACUAAGGAAUUUUGUGAAAAAUUAGAACACAAGUUCAUAACUUAAGAAUAAAUACAUUUUGGUGAUUUUCCUAUCUAAAAUUUUUGGAAUUGGAAUGCAUUUGCUCUCCAAUCUAUUUCUAGUAAGUCUUAACCUGAUUUGGGAAAUAACCAUCCUCAAGACAAUAAAUAUUUUAGUCAACUUAUUAAACCCAAACCUCUUGUUGAUUAUAAAUAGGCAUCAGAAAUUUUAGAGAAUUCUUCAUCACCUCUAAACAUUUCUAAUGAAAUUAAAAAAAACCUCAUGUCUAAACUUAAAUCUGAUAUUGAUAAAAUGCAAUAAAAAAUUAAGACUAUCUCAAUGCUUAAGAAAUGGAUAAAUAAUUAAUAAGUGGAUUAAAAUGAAUAUAAAAACUUAUAUUCAUCUCUUUCCUAAAUUUAAUAGAUACACUAUUCUAAUUUCCUUAAGAUCACUAAUAUUUCAAUAUCAAGUAUCUAUAUAUCUUUAUAUUAAAUUAGAUUAACCAAAAUUCAACAAUUAGUUUCAAAAUGUCGAAUACGUCUUAUAAUGA